AUGAAACCCACAAAUAUCUUAGCUGCUGUUGGCUUCUUUACAUCCAGCGUCGCAGCAGUAGACCUCACUGGCUAUGAAUAUGUCGUCGUCGGAGCAGGAGCUGGUGGCGGCCCUCUUGCAGCCCGGCUUGCCCUAGCAGGACACAAGACACUUCUCAUCGACGCCGGUGACGACCAAGGCGAGAGUCUCAACUACACGGUACCAGCCUAUUCAGCUAAGGCAUCCGAGGAUGAAGACAUGGCCUGGAACUUCUUUGUCCGGCACUAUGCCGAUGACAAGAGACAAGCCCGAGACUAUAAAACAACCUACGACACGCCGGAUGGCGGCGAAUACACUGGUCUUGACCCGCCCAAGGGAUCAAAGAUGAAAGGCACUUUAUAUCCUCGAACGGCCACAUUGGGCGGCUGCACUGCUCAUAAUGCUCUCAUCAGUCUGUACCCGUGGAAGAGCGACUUCGAGUACAUCGCGAGUUUGACAGGGGACUCAUCUUGGUCUGCCGAUAAAAUGCGCAAGUACUUCGUCCGUCUAGAGGAUAACAAUUACCUCCUACCCGCACAACCCGGCCAUGGUUAUGACGGCUGGCUAAGCACAGAAACUGCCCCACUCUCAAUUGCUCUGGAAGAUCCUCAGCUGCUCAGCUUGAUCACUGGCGGAGCAUUUGCCCUUGGAAAUCUGACUGAUAAUGUCAUCAAUGUGGCAACUCUACUUGCUGGAGAUGCCAACGCUGAUACCGACAGCAGAGACGAGAAAGGCGGUUUCUUCCAAGCUCCUAUUCACUCCAAGAAUGGUAUUCGAGUCGGCCCUCGAGAUUUCAUCCUCUCGGUUCGCGAUGCAAAGGAUUCGAAAGGAAACAAAAGAUAUCCUUUGGACGUGCGUACAAACUGCCACGUCACAAAGGUUGUCUUUGACAAAUCUGAGGAUCCUCCUCGUGCUACUGGUGUCGAGUUUCUAGACGGAAGAGGCAUCUACAAAGCAAGCCCCCUAUCACGGUCCGCAGGUGCUGGGAAACCAGGCUCUGUCACAGCUUCCCGCGAAGUCAUUGUUGCAGGAGGAGCAUACAACUCUCCCCAAAUCCUGAAGCUCAGCGGCAUCGGUCCUGCUGAUGAAUUGAAAAGAUUCAACAUCCCCGUCAUCGCAGAUUUGCCUGGAGUCGGGACCAAUCUACAGGACCAUUACGAGAUUGUUGUUCAAUCGCGCGUUCCUAAGGACUUCAGCGCUCUGGAUGGCUGCACGUUCACUGAAGGGCCGGAUGAUAAGUGCCUAGAGCAGUGGCAGAACCCUCUUCUUGGCUUGACACCAAACAAGGGAACCUACACGUCUUCCGGUUUGCCUGUUGCAAUGCUGUACAAGAGUACUGUAGCCGAUAGAGGAGACUGGGACAUCUUUGCUUUUGGAGGUCCUGUCAACUUCCGUGGCUACUUUCCCAACUAUAGCUACAACGCUACAGCCGAGCAUGAUAUCUUUUCAUGGGCCAUUCUGAAGGGACAGCCACGAAAUCAUGCUGGAUCUGUCACAUUGCGAUCUGAUGACCCAUUGGAUGUUCCGGAUAUUGUGUACAACUAUUUUGACACAGGCGAUGACGGAUUUGAAAAGGACCUGCAGGCUUUAGCAGAGGCAGUAGACCUUACCAGAGACGCGUUUGAACGUCAGCUUGUCCCAACCAAAGAGGUUCUUCCAGGAUCCUCAGUCACUACCAAGGAUGAGGUCGAGGAUUAUAUCAAGAACACAGCUUGGGGACAUCAUGCUAGCUGUACCUGCCCCAUUGGUGCAGAUGACGAUGAAAUGGCCGUCUUGGACUCCAAGUUCCGAGUUAGGGGUGUGAAGGGACUUCGUGUAGUGGAUGCUUCUGUGUAUCCGAGAAUUCCAGGAACGUUCACAGCCGUUUCAACAUUUAUUGUCGCUGAGAAGGCUGCAGAUGAUAUCCUGAAAGGUCUCUUGGAUUCCAAGUAG
Fusarium sp. VM40 is the source of this 1950-nucleotide messenger RNA. NCBI's taxonomy places the organism in Eukaryota, Fungi, Ascomycota, Sordariomycetes, Hypocreales, Nectriaceae. The record is from the annotation of a GenBank genome assembly.